Messenger RNA from Stegastes partitus (bicolor damselfish), 1523 nucleotides. RefSeq lists its product as uncharacterized. Gene Ontology annotation, cellular component: membrane. The record is from RefSeq and is a predicted model, not a curated record. Lineage: Eukaryota; Metazoa; Chordata; Actinopteri; Pomacentridae. The transcript is spliced from 7 exons. The coding region runs from base 1 to 972 and encodes 323 amino acids.
AUGGUUAAUAUUAUCAUUCUAAAUGUUUGCUUUCAUUUUAAUCAGAAAGCAGCAUGUGUUCGAUUUACGAGUUUACGCGGAGCUCCUGAAGGCGGCACAAUUCCCCCAAACAGUUGGAAGUUGGAUCAGGUUCAUUUCAGGAACUUCCGCGUCUGUCUGCGCCUGAAAACUGACAUUUUAAGUGCAGAAUUCCUUCUGAGCUUCAUCAUGACGACCCCGUCCACAUCCAUCACCACUGUCGGUGGAAUGGUGGUAGUCACUCAAGUCAUUCCCAAGGAUGAGAACUUCAUCCCGCUUCAGACUCCUGACAAUGGACCACCAAAGGCCCCACCCCCUGCCACAAAGGCCCCGCCCCCUGCCAAGAAGACUCCCGCCAAGGUGGACAACAUGACCACCGCCUUCCUGCGGGGAGCGCCUAUGAACCUCGGGAUUGUUCAGAUCUGCAUCGGCCUGGUGUGUGUCAUGUUCAGCGGGUUUGCCCUCUUGUCUCCAAACAUGUUGGUCUCCGCUCCGUUGUGCUUCGCCGUCACUUUUGUGAUUUCCGGCUCUCUGGCGGUGGCGGCGAGGAGAGGGACCUCAAUCAGCCUGGUCUGGGCGUGUCUGGUAUCCCACGUGAUCAGCGUGCUGUUCGGCCUGGCGUGUUCAGCCUAUGUCUGCUGGCUGAUGGCCGUCCGCAAAGUCAGCAACGUGACCUGUGACCCACAAAGCUUGUGGGACUACAGAGAUCCCGAUGUUGUGACGACCCAGUGCAUGGACAAAGUGUGGUUUCUGCAACGCCUGGUGGGCAGCCUCUUCGGCCUCCUCCUGGUUCUGCUCGUCCUGCAAGUUUGUGUCGCCAUCACCGUUUGUGUUUUCAGUGGAAAAGCCAUCAGACUCCACCGACACUACUCCCCGAUCAAGGUGGAGGUGGAUGAUCACGGCGCUCUGUUGGACAGCGACGUCGAGGAAGACCGUUAUCCUGCGUUGGCCUGAAAGCGGAGGACAGAACCUCUUAAUACCACUUCAAAUACUACAGUAGAACUACGGCAGAAUACAUCCAUACUUCAACUCUGUCUGUCAUUAUUUUCUGUAAUCUUCUUUCUCUGCUCUUAACCAGGUGGUUUUGUUGUAGCGGGUAACUCUGUGAUUGUGCUUUGAUAUGAACCUGACGAUAAAGACUCCAUGUAACGCCCUGUAGAAAUGAAACAUAGGUACCACUUACAGUGGUGUCAAACAGCAUGAACCAACCUUUAAAGAUUCAUUCUUACUCAGAUAAAUUUAAAAAAGGUGGUGUCAGCGAUUAUAAUCUGGUGUUGGAAACAUAAAGUGUCUCUGACUGAUCCACAUAACUAUAUCCCAGCAUGAGAGUGAUAGAGGUAUGUAGACUGUAGAAUCAAAGACUCCACCUUUUAAUGCAUUUAAUUUGAAUUCAGAAUUUACCAGAAGAUACUAGAAGGGACGAAUAACUCGCUGAAUGCUUUUCACACUUUGUAUCUAUUGUUUGUUUGCAGUACAACAAUAAAAUUGCACUUUUUUUCAAGGAA